AUGACAAAAACACCACAGGGUAGUGUGCUUAUACCUAUAAAUAAUAAGAUAAUGGAUCUUUCAAAUGUUGUAGAACUUGAUAUUAAUUAUAUUGAUGUAAGUAACGUAGCCAUUUUGAUUAAUAAAUUAAUUUUCUUAACGUUUCUUCAAUUAAAAGAAUAUGCAAUGAUAACAGAUAAAGGAAAAAAACUUUCGAAUUACUUUAAAAUAAUGUUAUGCGAUACUACAUGUAAGUAUAUAUUGGUAUUACAAAACAUAAUUGGAGCUAUUAAAGAAAUUGCGAAAUAUAAUAAACUAAAUUUUAUUGAUACUAUGAAUAAUAAUAGAAAAUCGUACAUAUUAUGA
Molecule: messenger RNA, 345 nt
Organism: Rhizophagus irregularis DAOM 181602=DAOM 197198
Lineage: Eukaryota; Fungi; Glomeromycota; Glomeromycetes; Glomerales; Glomeraceae
Source: RefSeq, a predicted model, not a curated record